Molecule: messenger RNA, 342 nt
Organism: Cooperia oncophora
Lineage: Eukaryota; Metazoa; Nematoda; Chromadorea; Rhabditida; Trichostrongylidae
Source: the annotation of a GenBank genome assembly
AUGAGUAUCAGUGAUCAUCUCGAUGGAAAGCUUGCACUGAAUAAGUAUAGAUUUUAUUCCGUGGACGGAAUUCAGUGGCUACAGUACCGUGUCAAGUGUGCGGUGAUCGAUCCUAUGGUCGACACUACGGUCAGUGGACUUGCGACGGUUGCAGCUGCUUCUUCAAACGGAGCAUUCGAAAAAGUAUCUUCUACACCUGCAUCUGUCAGUCUUCCUUAUCAGUCAUUCUCUACUGGACAGAAUGAUUGUGUGAUUGAUAAGGCCCGUCGAAACUGGUGUCCGUCCUGUCGCUUGGCCAAAUGUUUCCGACUAAAUAUGAACUCUAAAGGUGACAUCAUUUGA